Austrofundulus limnaeus is the source of this 9202-nucleotide messenger RNA. It is a transcript of the gene setbp1, whose product is annotated as SET binding protein 1. The coding region runs from base 433 to 5001 and encodes 1522 amino acids. The transcript has 7 exons. Gene Ontology annotation, cellular component: nucleoplasm. The record is from RefSeq and is a predicted model, not a curated record. Gene Ontology annotation, molecular function: histone H3K4 methyltransferase activity; DNA binding. Gene Ontology annotation, biological process: regulation of DNA-templated transcription. NCBI's taxonomy places the organism in Eukaryota, Metazoa, Chordata, Actinopteri, Cyprinodontiformes, Rivulidae.
UCUCUCUCUCUCUCUCGCUCCCUCCAUAUCUUCCUCUCUCUCUCUCUCUCUCCUCCAAAGCACCGUUGACGCCAUUUUUCCCCGGGGUUUUCUGUCAGGAAAAAAAAAAAACAUCGACAUCUACCGUGGCUCCGUUUGACAGCUCCCCGGGAGGCUGUCAUCCCAUCCGUCGCUUGUGCAAAGCGCGCCUCUGCUAAAUGGAUUGUAAAUGAUCGUGAUAAAAUAUUCACACGUUCGAGCUGACUGUAUGACAACAUUAGACAUGGACUGUCCCUGGCUUCACUCCGUUCCUGUGGGACCACCGGCACAACCACAGUAGCUGAUUGACAACACCAAACAGCCCGCCAGACCACUGCAUUUUUAUUUUAUUUUUUUCCUAUUGGCUGGCUGCCAGAGCUUCCCCCAUCCUGAUUGGCUGUGGUGGGAGCGUGGAUGGAGCCAAGGGAUCUGGUUGGCUCAGCCCGACCCAAAGAGGCGGACCUUCAGGGUGGUAGGGCAGGGCCAAAGGCGGAGCACCAAUUAGCAGCAGGAGGGAUCGAGUUGGUGCAUGGUGACGAUGCGAUCAACGGCGCUGUCAGUGAGGGGGAGGGGCUAGAGGAGCAGGGGGAGGGACUUAUGGAGGAGCAGGAGUUCUCCAUCAAGGAAGCAAGUUUCCAAGAAGGAAGUCUAAAGUUGAAGAUACAGACCACCAAACGCACCAAGAAGCCCCCCAAGAGCCUUGAGAACUAUAUUUGCCCUCCAGAGGUCAGGAUGACCAUUAGACCUCCGACCGGAGAAGCCAAAGGGGGGCGACAAGGGCGAACGGGAGGCGGGACAGGAACAGGGCGGGGCUCAAAGGACGAAGAACGAGGUCCCCCCAGGAAAAGGACGUACGAGCGCCACUUCAGAAUGCCGGAGCAGAGAGAAGGAGGCCUUCUACAACUUCUGGGAGAUCCCACUCUGCCCAAACACCAGCUCCGCGGCUCCCUUCCUUCUGCAAAUACUCUCCCAAACACGCAGCCGACACAGCACAGCCUCGCGCAAAAAUUCCAACACAUGAACACACAACAGCAUCGAAUCAGUCCAGAGUGGAUUUCGUCUGCUGCUCCCUUUUCAUCACUGGUCCAUUUGGCAGACUCUGAGCCAGCCGGGGAUUUGCCAGGAGCAGGUAGAGGUUCUAUGCUUGAUCCGACGCAACUCUAUUCACGAACAGCAACACAGAGUCCCUCACCUCAGAGAUCUAUGACCCCAGACUUGCAGCUGCCAGUUGUUACGGAUGCCAGUAUUCUCAACCUUACCUCUCUGAGCAGGGGCAAGGGUUUGCAGGAAGUCAGCGAACAGCUCUUUGGGAACAUCAAGAGGAAAUACGGCAGGAAGGACUCUCAGAAGGUGCUCUGUAAUCCCCAUGGUGCUGAGACACACUGGGGAAAGCAGCCAGAAGGAGGAUCAGAGAGUCCAGGUAAUUCAGAAGAGAGGCAGAAGUACAGGCAAGAAGAGAYGGCUGAGCAGCUCCGUGAAGACAGAGAAGAACGGAGAAAAGAAGAAAGAGAGCAAAUGAAUGCUGGAAGGAGAGGAGAUGAAGAGGAGAGAGGAAUGCCCUUGCUGGCAGAGGAUGGGAAGGGAAGAAAGAGGCGGAGGAGGCCUUCGUUUGAUGAGUCUUUUCCUUUGGAGGAGCAAUUGCAGCUUCAUACUCUGGAUGCUACUGAGAAAUCCCAGGGUGGACCCCCAGAACCCAAAGUAGCACAUAAGGCAGAGGCUCACAAAAACGAGUCUCGCCUGAAAAGUCAGGUAGAUGGUAGCGCAGAACAGAUUGAAAAAGCAGAGAGGGGAGAUAAGGGUGAUAAAAGGGAUAAAGGAGAGUGGGCAGACAAAACAGAAAGAGGAGAGGCAUUUACAAGUGGGCCUGACCAAGAAUCAGAUCAGAGCGCAAACAGAGUGAAAAAGAACUCUGUGGGUCGUCCGAAGAGUGUCACAGAUACCCUUAAACUCAGAGAGCUUACAUACAAUCAUAUCAACAAGCCUAAUCUUAACGUAAACCCCAAACUACCCAGUCCCAGGUCUAGGGGUAGCAUCAGUCCUGUUCCCAGCCCUAAACCUAGGGCUAACUUAAGCCCUAGUCCAAGCCCGAGACACAGAGCUGACUUGAGUCCCAGUCCCAGCAACAGCAGUAGCUCUGCUGUCAACUCCAAACCAAUCAAGCCCAAYGACAGAUGGUCCUACCUGAGAGUUAAGACUCACACCAGUCUCACAUCACCUCAGAGGGAAAACAUGGGUAGCCCCUCAACAUUAGCAGAUCCACCCUCUGCUUUUCCAAUCACCCCCUCAAGCCCACUCUACACCAACAUCGACAGCCUAACUGUCCACGCUCCCAUCAAGAGGAAACGAGGGCGCCCAAAGAAACAGCCUCUCCUAACCGUUGAGACCAUUCACGAGGGCACGUCCACUUCACCUCCGAGCCCACUGACAAAAGACACAUCCGCAGGACUGAACCGCAGGAGAAAGACACAUGCUCUGACCACAUUAGUUCAAAUGGCCUCUAUAACGGCCAACGACAGUUCUAAUGGUCUGAAAGUGAAGCGUGGCAGGGGCCAUCCCAGGUCUUUGAAUAAAACAAAGCUUGGGAAAAUGCAGAGCAUCCUGAACGAGAUCCUUUCAGGGUCCAGUCAGAAUGGCUCUCUGGCUCUGAAGUCACCCUCAGCUCCUGUCUCCUCAGCCAUGAGUGCCAUGGCGACCACCAUUGAGGCCCGAUUGGGAAAACAGAUCAACGUCAGCAAGAGAGGUACCAUAUACAUUGGAAAGAAGAGAGGGCGGAAACCCAGAGCUGAAACACAAGGCUCCAUCCUUCUUAAAACUACGAGGGACAGGCCACUAAUGUCCAUGUCCACGUCCAGUUUUUAUGAUAGCCCUGCAGUGCCUUCCACCAACUCAUCUCCCACUUCAAGUGCUCCAUCCCUAAGAGCCAGUGUUGAUGCCACCAUGCCCAGUUUACAGCCUAUCUCAGCCCUACCUUCGAAACAUCUAGGCAGGGGCUUUCUGUCAGGGGGUUGGAAACUUUCUCCUCCUCGUCUUCUGGCUAAUUCACCCUCCCACCUGUCAGAGGGGGCAUCAGUGAAAGAGGUGACCCUGUCCCCCAUCAGUGAGUCCCACAGCGAGGAGACCAUUCCAAGCGACAGCGGGAUUGGGACAGACAACAACAGCACGUCAGAUCAAACCGAAAAGGGUCCUGCCUCUCGUCGCAGGUACUCGUUUGACUUGUGUGGGUUUGAAUCUCCUGAGGCUGCAGCUCUGGAUGCAUCCAACAGAAACAGCAGAACACGCUGUGAACGGCAAGUCACUGCUGUGGAUAACUACCUGUCACAGCAGGAAAAGAAGCAGAAACACCAUCGGAGAAAGAGGAAGUGCUUACAGAGCCGAGAUCACCUUCACUUUCUCGCAGAACUGGAAGAGGUUGUGUUAAAACUCCAGCAGUUACGAGUGUCUCACAGACAAUACACCUGCUACCCCCAGCAUCCAUAUCCUUCCAUUUUCCGCCUCAACUUUCAUCACUAUUACCCGAUUAGCUACGACACUUACCCCUGUGAUUCGGGCUCCUAUCUCCGCCGGAGCGUCGAUCUGAAGGCUAAAAGAAGACGUGGUCGUCCAGCCAAAGCCAGCGAGCCAAUCACAUCUAAACUGCCUUUUGUUCAAGGGUAUGGUUAUCCGCUGGGAGGGGGGAAUUACUAUGCAGCACCGUAUGCAAUGCCUUACGCACCUCCUCUGAAUUUGGGCUACUUCCCUCCCACUCCCCCAUUUUACCUGCCCCACCACGCACUUGGACCUGCACCUCCAUCUCCUUUCAUGAGGCCUGCUGUCCCUCCUCCUCCCAAGGCUUUCCACUCCAGUGGACACUCCAAGCUGCAGGCAGGGGCUAAGAUUCGCAGCACUAGUGGUCCCCUCCAGGGGCCCACUGUAAGAGGAGAGGGACUGGGAUCCCUGAGCAAUGGUGGUGCAGGCGGGCUUGCAGGGGUCCGUCUCCAUAAGAGAAAGCACAAGCAUAAACAUAAGCACAAAGACGAACCCCUCCUCUCUCCACGAGACCGGCAGGAGCUGGGAGGACUUUUCAGUGGAGCUAAGACCAGCGCUCGUCUCAGCAUGCUGAGUGAAAGGAGAGACUUGGGCAGUCAGGGUUCUGCGAGGCAUCUGGAGAAGCAGAAGGGCAAUGCCAGAAGCUCUACCCUGGGCUCCAGCCUGGGAAUUUUUGAGUCGGACCAACUGUCCACACACUCCCUCGCUGACAGCCAGUUUCACUCCCAUCAGGCUGCACAGCCUGCAAAGAGCUUCAUGAGCAGCUACAGCAGCCAAUCGCAGCGGUCAAAGCCAGCCUCUGACCUCUUCUCUGGGUUACAAGACGACGAGUGUGUUGAGAGGAGCAGGAGGACGAGGCUCGCUGUCUUUGGAGAUCAGGGCUUAAUGUCCUUUCAGACGUCCAGGCAGGAACCAGAGCAGCUACAARCGUGUUCCAGUUCCUCGCUCACUGGUGCUGCCGGUAAGCGGAGGUAUAAACGUCGCGAGGUGGAGCAGAUCCAGAAGGACGUCAGGAGGAUGCAUUCUUUGAACUUUGAUCAUGURCAGAAGAUCCUCCGAGCCAAGCGUCUGCAGCGACAAGCCAAAACAGGAAACAAUGUCAUCAAACGACGGCCCGGGCGGCCCCGAAAACAACCUGUGGAGGAACCGAAGCCGGCCAGCAUUAGGGAAGRAAACUGGGCCGACGCUCGAGGUUUGGACAUGUUGGCCAGCAGGAGGAGCGACGGGAGGACUUUGGGGAUGCCCGUCCUGGAGAGGUGUGAUAACCUGCCGGGUAGGCCGAGCCUCAGGCCGAGCCUAACCCUCGAGACUCAGGAGCACUCCGGUCAUGAUUCCAUCUCAGCAGCUAUUGAGAACGUGGUGCAUCAGGCACGGUCCGUACCUCCGCCGGCUAAAGAGGGCAAACGCAGGGGCAGGGGCCACAGCAGGGACGAACUCUGGUCUCCUAACAGCCAGUAACACUGAACAGAGAGCAGUUAACAGAGUCCACGCUGACUCAAGCCUAUCGGAUGCAGUUCCCUACAGCUUGGGACGAUUGAUGCACUUUGGCUGCUUUCUCCUCUCUCGUGUUGUGAGGAGCACCGUGGACAGAGUGGUGGUUAAUGGGGAGCAGGAGAAAGACUUUCCCCAACCAGAACCCGACCAGACAUGGGCCUUUCAAAGAUUCAUUGGACCUUCAUUUACAAUGGCACUAUAUGGUACAAUUUGAUACUGAAUCUGAUGCUAUAAAAGUGUGUGGUACUUAUGAUAGAGUAGGAUUUUAUGUGAUUCUUUAUGUAUCUGAUACAGUGAUGUGUAUGGUACUUUAUGAUACAGUAUCUGAAUGUGGCAUUAGCCAUAUAUUUACCAGCAAGGAGAGGAGUGAAUGGUUAUAUAAAACUGUGCAGCUCUGUUUAUUUUAUUACAAUUUUUUUGCCUUUCUGAGGAAGUUUGUCUAAGACAUGUGAGAUAACACAUCAGUAAAUAAGCCACCUGUGUUUUUUUUCCAGUACCUUUUGAAUUUUCUUCGAAGUAAUAUACUUCCUGGCAGCUCCUCGUCUCUGCUUGACAUUCUCCCAGUUUUUGUUAGCACUCUUUGAUGUCUGCUGCUCUGCUUUACCCUCCUUAUUUGCGCCUACUGAUGUUUUGCAUCUUCGGUCCUUGAGCUUCCUCGAUUUACCCCGUGAGUCAUGUAUUCCUCCCGAAGCUGCUCAGGCCUCUCCUGGGCAGCAAAUAAAAGGCAAUAUGGUGGGUGAGGAGACUGUUCCACACUGUACAUAAACAUGAAGUCCAGUGUUGCCUGCCUUGUAGAAUGGGAAACCAGCUCAUAGUUGUGUACCAUCAUACAGUAUAUUAAAUAGAAUUGUUGUAUCAUAGACGAUGAAAGUGUGUAUUGUUUUAUAACCAAAAAACAGACAUGGGUGUGACUCGAGACAAGUUUGUUUUCAGACAGAAGGGAAAAGAAAAAAACGCAUAUAUUCAUUCAUACAUUCAUUUUUGUGUUUAUAUCGGGGGGGUCGAUGCAUAAAAGAGGGGUGUUUGGGUGUAUUUUUGGAAAAGUUUGUUAAAUGCACUAUUUAAAAAAAAACAUUCACUUGCAUCAAUCAAAUGCAGCACUUAAACGCUUGUUCUAGCCUUAUAUUUUUUGGCAUUUUUUCACUGGUUUGGGUGUCCACUCCAGGGAACAUGCAUUAUUUUUAAUCAAUUCGUAUAUGCAGGCUGCGCAGCCAUAAAAACCCAAGCUUGAGUCUGGAUCGCARUUGGACAGUUCAGCAAACAGAGGGCUCACAUUCAGUAUUAUGGAACAAAAUAUAUAUAUAUACAGUAUAUCCCUGUCUUUUUACUUAACAUGCUUUUAAAUUCUUGUCCCUGGAGAUAUUUUUGGAAAAUCCAGUAUUUAGAUUUAGAAACCAAAGUCUCAGUAUUUGUCAUGCAGAUGUAAGAGUAACGGGGUGGACGAACUCUUCAUCGUGCUCAACAAUGUAAAGCAUUCCUAUGUGCACUGUAGAUUGUAGCCAAUUUAAAAUUUGUGUCAAUGAGUCAAGCCUUUGUUCAACUCUUUUUACAGUAUAUGUGGCGUUGGGUAGUGGUUAAAAAAAUUCCCAGACCAGUAUUUCAGUACAGAGCAGUAUUUCUUUUGGCUUUUGUUUUAGUUUUGUUUUGUUUCAGGAGUUUCCGUUUUCUUUUGAUGGGGGUGGCAUUCUCAGUUGUAGCAGCUCAACUUGUGCCUUAUGUUUCGUUCUAUCACUGAUUGCAUUCAACUCAAGGAACAGAAAGCGGCGAGGAGGCCCACAGAGCGACCCGAAAUCUUCAUGAUUGUGCAUAAUGUGUCUUAGUCAUCAGAACCCCGAUGCUGCYUGCGUCCCUUCAUCAGCAUCCUCUCUGAGUCCGCCUGUCUCCCAGCUUCCUCCUCGUUUUCUGACCAGCGAUAGAAGGGCUGGACUCACAGUAUUAAACACACGUCAUGUCCUGACCUAGUUACUGCUGCACCGCAGCGGUGGAAACACAAAAACCCCACUGUGUGAGACGUGUCUGUCAAGWGGUAAUGAUUGUCCCAUGUAUAAUUGAACAUCCCUCACGCUCUCCUGAGAUUUUAACAAGUUAUUCAAAACACAUAACUGGUUAAACAUCUGGCCAAGGAGGAACAGAGGCAGAUGUCAUCGUUUGCUAUGCAUCAGGCCAUAUCUGGCAGUGACCUUAAAAAGAAAAAAUUAGCGGUCUGCGCCCUUCAACAAAAAAGAAACAAGUGGUCUUAUUAAGUGAAGAAAAUAAAUCCACGUCAGGAGAUUUAUGAAUACCAGUAAUAAUUUGUGCAGAAAGAGACUAUCAUUUCCAGAAAACCAUACUAUAGUUACUGCCACACUGUGCAGUACAGCCUUAAACAGAUGUGAAACUACAGUAUAAACCUGUUUGUUGUAAAUAGUGUUACUGUGUGCGUCCCGCAUGSAUAGUCAAGCCCGGAUACUCUGAGACAGUCUCGUAAAAAACCCACGACGCUCCAUCUGUCUCUGCCAAGACUGCUCAAGACCGAAGGAAAAACGUCCAAAAGUUACUAAAAUGAUGUGAUUUUAUUUUUGAUAAACUCCACAAUCAAGUGUUCCAUCUCAUCAAGUUACAUAAAAAGAUUUUAAAAAAACGUAACAAAAAUUAAAAAAAUAAAUAAAUAAAAAAGUCUGCCUUACCACAGUUUGAAAGUUCUUAGAGCUCUGUUGUAGUAUACUCAACAAAAAAAUAAAAAAUCCCGGUUGACUUUUUAGCUACUUUGCCUGCAGCCAGUUGGUGCAGCUUCGUAGCGUGGAGAGCGAGUGAGUGUAGGGGGGGUAAGGGAUGGUGGAGAGGGGGAGCUCUCAGAGGAAACAGCCAAAAAUACGCUCGACCUAAUGUUAUAGCGUGCUUAACCUUGCUUUGCUGGGUGACUUUCGGUGGGUCUGCAGUCUGUUUGUGGUGAAGAUUAGAUCUUUUCAUGUGGGCCCGCUUUCCUCCUGUGGUCAGGCAGCGGCCUCUGAUGCUGGAGUCAAACGGCCUCCGGGUAAAUACGUCCGUCCUGUCUGUCUGUCUCACUCCUACCAGCCGAUGCUCCGGUGCCUUCUAACACUGACAAGUAUUGUCCAAAUCCAGAGCUUUCACUCUGUGCAGACUUCAGAGGGGGAUGUGGUUGAGAAAAAGGGAUCGCCGAUGUUAGCGGCCAGUCUGGACCAGUGGGUACGACUGAACUCUGGUGUGAGCGCCCUUUAGCUCGGUCCUGUGGCUGCGGUGUUUGAGCCUACAUUAGUGUUAGAGGAGUAUUUCCUGUCUGAACCAUUUCAAUAGAGCAGCUAGAAGAGAAACUGGCACCGAAACCUUUUUGUUUUUGAUCACCCCUUCAUUCCCGAUGUAGCAUGCAGUGAUGAGUGUCCCACACACGGAGCCGAGGUCAAAGCAGAUGCUAAAUAAAUGUACUGUACACUGUUGUCGUCCUCGCCGCAUAUGCUUCCCCCAUUCUGAGCUAUAAUGUUUUUUAAAAACAAACGUGCAGACGAAGCAUCGAAGAAAAACCAAUAAAUGUACUUCUGCAGAGCACAAAGUGAGCUCUUCUAACCACGCGGGCAUAUUUUAAUUUGUAUACAUAGUGUAUUUGAACCUUUUUCUAGAGUGGGUUUUCUUUAUUUGCAUGCUAAAUUUGAUUGUAUGCAUAAAUAUUUUAGACAAGUUGAAUUUCAAUUGACCUUGAAGCAAAACUUGUACAUUGUUUGAUAUGUUUCUUUUUGUAAUGGAUUUUUUAAAAUUCAUGAGGCAUUUUUGUACAUUGUAUGAAUAUUAAAAACUGCAAAUAUUUGACAUAUAGAGUAAAUACUAGAUGCGCAUGCAUAUGCAUAUAUCCCUCACGGUAUAUAUGUGUAAACGUACCCAUAUAUUUUGUAUUUGGAUCUGCCAGCAUACAGAUAUAUGUCUUAAGCACAUAUAUACAUGUAAUAUAUGUAUAUCCAUGUCUGCUGGCAUGCUUUUGGUCAUGUUUUACUUUUCAUGAUCUUGUAGGUUCAUUAAAAAAGGUUAAAAAAAUCUUCUUUUCCUCAAAAAGAAAGGCUCAUUCUUUGCUCCCCGUGUUGGCUGGUAGCGUUGAGCACUUAUUAAGAAGAACUACAGUUGAAGUUGUUCAUGUUAUCCAUUGUGUGAAAUAAUAAAUGACUUUAUUGACAGCUGA